UACUGUGUUCGUGUAGGAGUUCUUCUGACGGUCAUAAUACCUAUUCUAUUGUCGUUUUUUCUCCAAAUUGAAAUAAAUCCAGCCUACAGAUGCAUGUACGCAACGCUGAUAAUGAUAAUCUACUGGAUGACUGAAACCCUUCCAUUGCCGGUGACCUCCCUGCUUCCAGUGGUUCUCUUUCCACUGCUGGGCAUUCUAGGCACUGAUGAAACCUGUCAGAUGUACAUGAAGCAGACGAUCAUGAUGUUUAUGGGUGGAAUUAUUAUGGCACUGGCUAUCGAGUAUUGCAAUUUGCACAAAAGGAUAGCUUUAAGGGUGAUUGUGUCAGUUGGGUGCAGUCAGCGCAGUUUGAAUUUCGGAUUGCUGUUGGUAACGAUGUUCGUUUCAAUGUGGAUCUCGAACACCGCCACAGUGGCUAUGAUGUGUCCGGUCGUUAAGGCUGUUCUGGAGGAACUGGAAGAGCAAGGAUUGUGCCAAAUGUUUGUACAAGGAGUUGACAGUAUUGUUCUACCCAAAAAUCAUACUAAUGAGCAUAUUAAGCCAAGCAACAUAACCAUCUGCUAUUACAUGGGAAUUGCAUACGCUGCCAGCAUCGGAGGCUGUGGCUCUCUAUUCGGUUCCGGGACAAAUCUAGCCUUCAAAGAGAUUUAUGAAAGUCAUUUUCCUAACGAAGGAUUUGUGGAUUUUCCACGUUUUAUGAUAUUUAAUGUCCCUGGGAUGCUACUGGGAAUGUUCCUAAUUUGGGUGUACCUUCAAGUUGUUUAUAUGGGAAUGUUCCGACCAAACAGUAGCGCAGCCAAGAACUCUCAGAUCAGCCUUGAAGGUCAAGUGAUCGCUCGAUCUGUAAUAGUUGCUCGAUAUGAAGAAUUGGGUCCGAUGUCAAGCCACGAAAUUAGUGUGGCGGUACUAUUCGUUCUAUCGAUUGGAGUAUUUUCCACCAGACAGCCGGGGUUUGUGACAGGCUGGGCGGAUCUGCUGUCGGAAGUGAAAAUUCACGACGCAUCUCCGACCGUGCUCUUUGUUAUACUACUAUUUCUUCUGCCCGAUAACUGGAAAUGGUUAAACUAUUUUAGGAAACAAUCAAGUGGGAAAGGAAACGUCAUAAAGCUCCCAUCAAACCCUACGCCUGGUCUCAUCUCCUGGGAGUACAUCGCUGAGAAAACACCGUGGAGUCUUAUAUUUAUGCUCGGUGGAGGAUUUGCGUUGGCGGAGGGUGCCCGAGUGUCCGGAAUGACCACUAUGAUCAGCGAGUCAUUGACAUCGCUCAAAGAUUUGCCACUGCUUCUAGUAUUACUGUUAGCAUGUAGCAUAGCUGAGGUGCUAACGGAAUUUGCAUCUAACAUAGCCGUAUCUAGUGUGCUUCUACCAAUACUAGCAGAAAUGUCGCUAGCCUUUGAGAUUCAUCCCAUGUAUUUGAUGCUACCAUCAGCCAUAGCUAUUAGCCACGCAUUUAUUCUUCCGGUGGGAACGCCUGCAAUCGCAAUUGUUUCGGGGAUGGGUCAUAUCGGUAUGAAGGAUCUCCUAAAGGCAGGAUUGGGAGCAAAAAUAAUAGCGCUGCUUAUUUUGUGGAUAGCAUUUCCACUCUGGGGACCAUGUGUGUAUUCAGAAAUUGAGAUUUUUCCUGAGUGGGCAAUACUUUUAACAAACAGCUCUGUAGUAUAAUUACUUGUUGUGAAUAGUAUAAUUAGCUACGAAGAAAAAUAUACCGAGUUAC
Topomyia yanbarensis is the source of this 1714-nucleotide messenger RNA. RefSeq names its product protein I'm not dead yet-like. Gene Ontology annotation, cellular component: membrane. Gene Ontology annotation, biological process: monoatomic anion transmembrane transport; citrate transport. The transcript has 6 exons. NCBI's taxonomy places the organism in Eukaryota, Metazoa, Arthropoda, Insecta, Diptera, Culicidae. The record is from RefSeq and is a predicted model, not a curated record. The coding region runs from base 94 to 1662 and encodes 522 amino acids. Gene Ontology annotation, molecular function: citrate transmembrane transporter activity; succinate transmembrane transporter activity.